Messenger RNA from Schizophyllum commune H4-8, 1205 nucleotides. Its product is annotated as alpha/beta-hydrolase. The coding region runs from base 72 to 1205 and encodes 377 amino acids. The record is from RefSeq and is a predicted model, not a curated record. Gene Ontology annotation, molecular function: hydrolase activity. Lineage: Eukaryota; Fungi; Basidiomycota; Agaricomycetes; Agaricales; Schizophyllaceae. The transcript has 2 exons.
CGCCGAUCGAGUCCAGCGUCACGCUCUUGUGCCACCACCAUCGCGCUCUACCCCCUCCGCCCUCCACCGCGAUGACCACCUCUGGCAGUAGUAGCACCACCUCAAGCACGGAAGGCCCCUCGAAAUCCCCUUCGGAUUCCUCAACAUCCGCGGUCACCCCUUCCUCCUCCAUCCAAAUCACCCACCGCUCCGACCGCUCACUCGCCACCCACAUCAUCCACACCUCCCUACGCACAUACCGCCCCAUCGGCCAGGCGUUCUCAAGGCCCGGCUCGCCUUACCCACCCGGCUCGCCCCGGCUCUCACCCAGCGCAUCCUGGACGGCCGGCUGCAAGCUCACCGAGCGCCACAUCGAGGGCAUCUACGUCUACGACCUUGUGCGCAGCGACGACGCAACGGAAGACAAGACCUCACCCGCCGACACGUCUCACCACACAUCGCCCCUCAUCGACCGGCGCAUCUACUUCAUCGCAGGCGGGAGCUGGCGACAGCCACCGACCAAGGAGCACUGGAAGUUCGUGUCCAAGCUAGCUCACGAGCUGCCGCGGACCGCCGUCUCCGUCAUCAGCGUCCCCCUCGCGCCAAGGGAGACGGCGCCGACAGUGUACCCGCGGCUGCUCGCGCUGUACGAGCGAGCCAUGGCGGACGCAGAAGCCAACGGCGAGCGCGUGAUCUGGGCGGGCGACAGCUCGGGCGGGAACAUCGUGCUGGCGCUGGUCGGCGAGGUGCUGCGCGUGGGCCGGAAGGGCGACACGAAGACCGCCAAGCGGCCGCUCCCCGCACCCGCCGCGCUGAUGCUCAUCUGCCCCAGCGUCGACGCGAAGCGCAACAACCCCGAGAUCGCGCGGAUACAGAAGGUGGACCCAGUGCUCGAUGCGGAGGAGUCGCAGCGACACGCGGCGGAGUGGGCGGGCGAGUGGGGGCUCGAGGACGAGCGGGUGAGCCCGGUGCUGAGCGACAAGGAGGACCACGUCGUGAAGCUGCUGCGGGAGCGGGGCGUGCAUGUACACGGCGUGACGGCGGGGCACGAUAUUCUUGGGCCGGAUGGGAUCAAGCUGAGGAAUAAGCUAGCGAAGGAGGGGGUGGAGGGGAAGUGGUUGGAGUGGGAUAAGAUGAUGCACUGUUUCUCGUUGGCCUGGUUUUACGGGCUACCGGAGAGUAAGGAGGCACUGCAGUGGAUAAAAGACGUACUGAGGGCGGAGUAG